Messenger RNA from Ambispora gerdemannii, 217 nucleotides. The record is from the annotation of a GenBank genome assembly. Lineage: Eukaryota; Fungi; Glomeromycota; Glomeromycetes; Archaeosporales; Ambisporaceae.
AAAAAAGAUACAUAAGCGUACUCAAACAUCAACAUCCACCACUAAACCUAUUAUUAGAGGAGCUAUGCUUACAAUUUCUGCUAUUCUAGCUAUGUCAGCGCCAACUGCUCCCAGCCAUAGUAAUGCAGGCUUUGCCAAAGACACUUUAUCUGAUCCUGCAAGUGGAAAAGUUGCGAUGUCUCAAAAAAAAAAAACUAAACAAAUGGCAUUCUAUUAA